CUCUAUUCCAGUCCCAGAGGUCCUUUCCCUUGAUAGUAUCCACUGCACAAAGACCUUCAUCUAUUUCACAUGAAGGAUCUCAGCUGACCUAAGUGGCCUCAGUCAGCAGCAAAGGGAGGUGUAGCAUUCACUCUUCUGACUGGAACUUUUCUGAUAUAAAUAAUCAGUUUUUUUGCAGUGAAAACUCUAUUGCUUAAAUAUGUCAAAUCAACGAGCUUCAAAUGUCAGAAGCAUUCAGGCCAAUAUCAACAUCCCAAUGGGAGCACUUUUACCUGGUGCUGGUCAACCUCCUAAAAGAAAAGAAUCUACUGAACCUGAAGAGAGUCUUCCAACUCCACCUGAAGAAGAAAAGAAAAAGACUCUCCCAGGAGCCAAGAAGUUACCAGGACCAGCAGUUAAUCUCUCUGAAAUCCAGAAUGCAAAGAGUGAACUGAAAUUUGUUCCAAGAUUUGAAUAAUAAAAGAAAUGAAAUCAUAUGUAGAAUAUACCACUAGCUGUGUGCUGAACCAAAGGAAAAUUACUUACAUGCAUAGGAUUGCUUCCAAAUAUGAAUGAGAAACUGAAACCCCACAUUAGAAAUGGUUUAUUCCUAUACAAUAUAAAUAAUAUGUCUGUGUGGAUUAACUAAAGCUGCUUCAGGAGGUUAUAUACUUCAUUAAAAUAAAUAUUUUCAUUUUCAAAAUAAACUUUGACAUAAGCAGUAUGAGUUGCAAAGAAA
Messenger RNA from Notechis scutatus (mainland tiger snake), 718 nucleotides. It is a transcript of the gene SMPX, whose product is annotated as small muscle protein X-linked. The record is from RefSeq and is a predicted model, not a curated record. Gene Ontology annotation, cellular component: M band; costamere; muscle tendon junction. Lineage: Eukaryota; Metazoa; Chordata; Lepidosauria; Squamata; Elapidae.